Messenger RNA from Bipolaris oryzae ATCC 44560, 489 nucleotides. RefSeq lists its product as uncharacterized. The coding region runs from base 1 to 489 and encodes 162 amino acids. The record is from RefSeq and is a predicted model, not a curated record. The transcript is spliced from 2 exons. NCBI's taxonomy places the organism in Eukaryota, Fungi, Ascomycota, Dothideomycetes, Pleosporales, Pleosporaceae.
AUGUCUCCUUCAGGAAGCCUGCGUCCAGGCCGAAGAAGUCGGGCACAAAAGUCUGGUCGUGGAAGAGGCGCGCCCUCCCAUAACCAGACUGCGUCACGAAACUCGCGGAACGAACGAGAUCACCGAAACCCCGGCACAGGAUACAUGAUGGGCGGUGUUUUUAUACCGACAUUAAGCACAAUAACUACUACUGUGUCUACUGAGUCGCAUAUGGAAUACGGGCCAUCGAUGGGGCCAUACGCUCCGGCUAGCGAAUCACCAGAGCUUUGGCCAUUCCACGCGGGCACCCAUGAUCUCGACGAUGUCGGCGCACAGUUCGCUGAUGAGCACACGCAAUCGCUAGCCACAAGCGAUGGGUCAGGCAAAUAUACUGGUAUACAGGACGAGAGCAGUACAUACCCUCGUAUCAUGGUCAUUCCCAAUAAAAGCAGAGCUGGAGUCUUCGACCCAGCUGGGAUGUCAGACUUAGACAACAGGGGUGGGAGUUAA